Molecule: messenger RNA, 2463 nt
Organism: Miscanthus lutarioriparius
Lineage: Eukaryota; Viridiplantae; Streptophyta; Magnoliopsida; Poales; Poaceae
Source: the annotation of a GenBank genome assembly
AUGGGGUCGUCCUCUGCAGCUGCAGUUGCAGGCACAAUAUUUUCGGCGAUGAAAAGGCUCUUUAAGCUCGACAAAGUCACCGGAGGAGCGAGCGUGGAGCUGUGGGUGGUGAUCACUGCGCUGCUACUGGUGAUUCGGUUCCUCAUCGAGUCCUCCGGCGCGCGAGUCUACACCAGCAAGUUCACGACGGCCACCGUCCAGGUCCUCUCCCUGCUCAACUACAACAUGGUGCACUACACCAUUGGGCAGAUGCAGCUAUCGGCGGCGCGGGUGAACGACUACUUCCAGGUGUGGGCGGUGCUCCUGGCCACCCUGCAGUGCAGCGUCAAUGUCGGGCGCCCGUACAGCAGGUCCAAGCAGAUCCCUUUGCUUGACAUCAUGUCGUCGUUGUGGGCGGCCAAUCUCCUCCGCGUGCAGACCGUCUCCCACCUCAAGUUCCCUCUGUGGUUGAUCUGGGCACUCAACGCAGCCCGGGUGGUCUCCUAUUUCUUCUCCUCCAACAAGGCAGAGGCAGGCAACGAAGGCAACACGAGGCUCGUCGCCGACUACAUGCGGUACGAGCACACGCUCUCUGCAGGCAAUAAUGGCAACGCCAGUUCUUCUUCUUCUUCUUCUUCUUCUUCCACCAUGUGCGGGUACAACUACUUGGUUCAUGGGGAAGACAAGCUCUCUAGAGAAAUUCUUCAACAGGAGCGGAAAGUCGGAUCUGGCAACUACAGGAUUCAGCUCAGCCCAGGACACAAAGACCUCAUCACCGUGGAGAAGAUAUGGGUCGUCGGCGGAGACGGCGGUGAGUGUGGUUUGCUGGGCAAGACCGGAGACGCCAAGAACCGACUGAAAGAUGCAAGUCUCUCGUUCGCCCUUCACAAGCUGCUUCGUCGCCGGUUCUACGACCUCCCCAUACACGAGGACACGGUGGUAGCAGCUCGAGAUAAGAAGAGGCGGCUUGUCUUUGAGUACAUCCUGGAGAACACGGAGAACUACGAGAGAGCAUUCCGUGUCACUGAGGUAGAGCUGUCCUUCCUCCGGGACACAUUCUACAACAGGCAUGCCGCUGCAAUAUUCGCCGGUGGGUUCCCGUUCCUGAGGAUGAUUCUGUCUGUGUUGCUGAUUCUGGCCAUCGGAUAUAUCGCAUACCCUGUUGGUCAUAUACCCCAGAGAAUUGAUCCUAAUGACAAGAACCGCAUCGUCCAUGGAGUGUUCGCCACCCGAUUCUUCAUCGCCAUCAUUAUCGCCAAAGAGCUGUGGGAAAUCUAUAUAUAUGUAUUCGCGCCAUGGACAAAGGUUCAGAUGAUCUGCAUGUAUAUCCAGCAUCAAUGUUUGCGGCGGCCGCUGGUUGAGAAGUUUUGGAGGCUGCUUUUGUGGUUUAUGCCCACAAGUAAAUGGAAACGUCAGAUCCGUCAGUACAACCUCUUGAUUUCAGCUCGCAAUAUAUUGAAGAAUACGUCGACAGUCAAGCUGAGGGCAGAGGUACAGAAGGCUAUAUUUGAUUCAUUCAAGCUGCUGCAGCAAGAUGAGCAGAGGUUGAACUACUUGUCAAAUGCCUUCGGAUCAAAUCCAAACCUUUUCAGUGACCUGCAGUGGACACGCGGACUGGAGACUGACACCCACAGAAUACUGCUCUGGCAUAUUGCGACAGGCGUCUGUGAGAUUAAACUCACGGAUGAUGCCAGACAGCGUCAGGUUUACUGGAUGCGAUCAAAGCCACUGAUCAAGGAGUCGAAACUUUCCAGAGAUUUGUGGGAAAAUUACAUAACGGCCGUCAGCAUAUCCAACUACUGCGCGUAUCUGCUUACCCAGAGGAUGGUACCAGAGAACGGCCUUGUUGCUGACAGAGUAUUCGACGAGGUACGCCGGGAAACAAAACGUGCUAUUUUUCUCCAAGAUCGGCAUGUAAGCUUGCAAACGAUCUAUGAUAAACUCGUGGAGAUCGCUGCUUCCAAAGACAAAACACGAAGGCCUGGCGAAGGCGAAGCCCCUGUGGAAGAAAACCAGCAACAAGACGGCGCCGUUGGGAUAGCCACUGAGGAGCAGAUGUUCCAAGCAGAUGGGGUUAUUGAUGAAGAUCCUGAGGAAGGCAACAAUGGUGACAAUUUUAGAGUCGUCGACGAGGAACCCCACAACGAAGAGCCUAACAAUGGCGGACCCAAUGGAGACAACAACGGCUUUGACAACACCAUAAUUAAGAUGGCUUCAGAGCUCGGGGUACAGCUGAUUGAUGCAUACACAGAUGAGGACCAGGAAGGCCUCUGGAGGGACCUGGCAAAGUUUUGGACGGGAUUCCUCCUGCACUUGGCAGCGUCCACAAGAGCAGCCAAGCAUAUGACCCAUCUACCAAGAAACGGAGAGCUCAUAACGCACCUGUGGGCUCUCCUGUCCCACGCAGGUUACGUUGGGAAUGUGGGCCACGGGCACCAGCUCCUGGACCCAGAAGACCUUAACGACGUGGACCCACUCAGCUGA